AUUUAACGGACUUAGCAUUGCACAAAUUUAAUUUUGUACACCAUAAUUUGUUUCCAUAUUUUGGAAUAAUGAAUCGAGGUCAAGAGAAAGGAAAUCGCUCUAAGAUGUCAACUUCUAGAAGAAAAAAAACUCAAGCCACUGGAUCAACCAGCAGUAAAAAGAAAGGUAACGGCAAUGAUGUUAUUGAAACUAGCAACAAUUCUUCAGAUAGUGAUGAUGAAAAUUUGGAACAUGGUGCAAUGAGAAAAGUAUCUACUCAUAGGCAACUUAAAAGCAAGGUCAGCGUCAAAGAGGGUUAUUUGAUGCUUCAAAUAUCUUCCUCGUUUCAGAAAUGGAGACGAUAUUAUUUCAAACUGCGACCAAGAAGACUUUUCUUCGCAAAAUCCAAGGAGGCGGAGAUAUUUGACGAAGUUACAUUGGCGGACUGCAGCGUUGCUGAGAGAAGCACAAAGAAUGUUAACUGCAGUUUUUCGAUCAUAACACCGUUCCACAGUCUCAUAGUAUGUGCCGAUUCGAGACGCGAAAUGGAUGAAUGGAUUAGCGCUAUAAAAGCUGUUCAGUGUGGGGAAUUUUACGAGCCUCGACAAUUUUUCAUGGAGAAUUUAUCUGGUGGACAUAACUGGUAUACUUGCACUCAUGCUCGUCCGACGUACUGCAACGUUUGUCGGGAUGUCUUGUCUGGCGUUAUGAAUCACGGACUUUCAUGCGAAGUCUGUAAAUUCAAAGCACACAAGAGGUGUGCUGCAAAAUCAUUGAACAAUUGCAAAUGGGCGACUCUUUCUACUGUUGGUAAAAACAUCAUUGAAGAUGAGGAUGGGGUUUGGAUACCUCACCAAUGGAUGGAAGGGAAUUUACCAGUCAGUGCUAAAUGUGUUAUAUGUGAUAAAACGUGCGGCAGUGUGCUGAGACUACAAGACUGGAGAUGCCUAUGGUGCAGAGCUAUGGUUCACACCAGCUGCAGAUCUCAGCUACCAGCAACUUGUCCUUUGGGACCAUGUAAAAUGUCUGUUGUCCCACCCACAGCUCUCAAUUCAAUUGAUUCUGAUGGUUACUGGCAAGCAAUACCAACUGGCCAGUGUUCCAGUCCAUUGUUGGUCUUUGUCAACUCCAAAAGUGGAGAUAAUCAAGGAGUGAAAUUUCUCCGCAGAUUUCGUCAAUUUUUGAACCCAGCGCAGGUUUUUGAUUUGAUGUGUACCGGACCAAGAGCUGGGUUGAAAAUGUUUCAAAAGUUUGAUACUUUCCGUAUUCUUGUAUGUGGUGGAGAUGGUUCUGUUGGUUGGGUUCUUACAGAAAUGGAUAAGAUGAAUCUCCAUAAAAAGGCACAAGUGGGUGUUCUACCUCUUGGUACAGGCAAUGAUUUGGCUCAAGUGAUGGGGUGGGGAAAUGUGUGUGACGAUGAUACACAAGUACCUGCUAUUCUGGAAAGAUAUGAAAGAGCAAGUGCAAAAUUGCUAGACAGAUGGAGUAUUAUGACUUACGAAGGACCAAUACAUGCAGCAUCUGCUCCAGUUUUAACUACCGUUACUGAUGACACUGUGCAGUCUGAGCCACCUCCUCCAAUGUCAGAUUACGAGCUCACUGUGGCGAACCAUCUCUCAAAAAUCUUGAAUUCGGAUCAAAAUUCUGAAGUUAUCAAAUCUGCAGCUGUUUUGUGUGAAACUAUCAAAGAUUUUGUAUCGAAAGUUGCCUCAGAUGACAACACAAUGACAGAAAAGUGUCAAACCCUAGAUGAAAAAUUGAAUUCACUUCUAACGACACUCAAUGAGGAAUCAAAAGCGGCUGAAGAUGAACAGAAGAGGGUCUUGCGUAGAAAGUUACGCAAAACUACGUUAAACAAGAAAGAAUCAAUAAAAGAAGAAGAUGAAAAUGCGAUAGAUGAAAAGACUGAAAUACCAUUGGCAACACUCAACGAAGAAACCUCUGUCGAAAGUCAAACAAAACAACCACCUCUAUCCACUGACCAAACAGCCUCGGCUGUCGUUACCAAAGUUAAAAUUGACACCAAUUUCAAUGGCAAUAGAACAAGUGCCACGGCUUCUUCAGGUGCCACGGCACCUAAUCCUACCAGAGAUGAUUCACCUUCUAAUAGCAGUUCGGAUUCCUCCAGUGGAAAAACUGACGAAUCUAUGGAAAUGAAAAACAUACCAAAGACUUCUGGAACUUUCCGAUCAAGGGAACAACUCAUGUUAAGAGCAAAUAGUUUGAAAAAAGCAGUUCGACAAAUUAUCGAGCACACUGAAAAAGCUGUCGAUGAACAAAAUGAGCAAACACUGCAAAACAAGUUACCUACUCAACAUGAAGAAGAUGAGACGAUGUCCAACAGAUCACCACUAUCUUCAACGACUUCGAACAAGAGUGAAAACCAACAACAGACCAACAACUUAUUAUCUAUACCAGAACCAGGAAACCGACCGCUGUUCAGACUUUCCGUUGGAUCCACUGGAUCAAUCCCAGAUGAAAUAAGUGCCUCAUCGUCAGUGCCAUCUACCUUGAGUACACUGGAUAUUUCAACUUCAGAUCAACAAUUUCCUAGGCUUUCGCCAAAAGUUAAAGUAAAAGGUAUUAAUGGGGAAGGCAACAAAAAAAGUGAACGUAGGGUUUCAAAAAGUUACGAAGAGACUGGAUGUUCACAUGUUAACCCAGAUUUUAGUUCAAGAGGAUCCUUCAUAAACAGGGUAUUAUUGGCAAAUGCUGAUGCAUUGUGCGCUGCCGCAAGUCCGCUGAUCAACUUUGGAUCUCCAAUAAUGAACGAACUCUUCUCAGAAAAAUGUGUGAUGAACAAUUACUUUGGUAUCGGUCUGGAUGCUAAGAUUGCUUUGGAUUUUCAUAGAAAGAGAGAAGAGCAUCCUAAAAAGUGCAGUCGAACGAAAAAUAUGGUUUGGUUUGGCAUGCUUGGAGUCAAAGAAAUUGCAUUGAAAACAUACAAGAACUUGGAACAGAGAAUCAGAUUAGAAUGUGACGGACAAUUCAUUCCUCUACCUCGCCUAAGGGGCAUCGUGGUCCUCAACAUACCAUCGUUCAUGGGAGGUACAAAUUUCUGGGGAGGGAAAACUGGAAAUCAGACCUUUAUGGCUCCAUCAUACAAUGAUAAAGUAUUAGAAGUAGUUGCAGUGUUUGGUACAAUGCAACUUGGAAUGGCUAUGGUCGUACCUGAAGGUGUUCUACAACAUCACAGGAUAGCACAAUGCAGAAGAGUCAAGAUUACUAUUUUAGGUGAUGAAGGAAUGCCAUUGCAAGUUGAUGGUGAAGCGUGGCUGCAACCACCAGGCGUCAUCAAAAUAGAACAUAAGAAUAGAGCUCAAAUGUUAUCUCGUGAUAGACACUUUGAAGAAACUUUAAAAUCUUGGGAAGAUAAGCAACAAAGAUACGUCGACAGAAAUCUAUCUGCUGAAUAUUUAUCUGAAAAUGAAUUUGAAAUUGUCGGAGAAUUUGCAGAAACUGUUACUGCUAUUGCAGAAAAUAUCAAUACCACUGUAAAAGGAGUUAGCUGGCUGGCAGAAGAAUUACUGUCGUACGUCAUUACAAUUCAACGCAUCAGUUGCAAAAUGCGACCUUGUGGUCGUCUUACCGAAGUUACUUCUCGCAGUCAUGUAACUGAUUUGGUUCUAGCUGUCGGGGAAUUAUCGGGAGCUCUGGCGAAGUUAUUCGAGUCUAAACCUGAGGAACUUGGAGAUCUCGGUUCUAAAUUUGUGCAAUGGCUUGAUUGGUUAGAAAUCGAAAUGAAAAAAAUAAAUGAACUGAGAUGGAUUUCACUCAUGUUAAAUCAACAACAAUCAUCAUUAGAUGAGCCUAUCAAUUCUGCACUCUGGCAGAAAAAUAGAAGUAAAUUUCGUUUGGUUCCUUUCCUGAAAAAAUCACAGAAGAAAGAACAGAAGACUGUAAAUCUGGACAUCAAUGUCAACAAUUGGACAUUGGAUGAAGUUAGUCAGUGGUUGGAUACUCUUCAGUUUAGUGAAUAUCGUGAUAUAUUUAUCAGGCAUGAUAUUCGGGGAGAAGAAUUACUUAAACUUGAAGGCGGAGAUCUUAAGGGAAUGGGAAUAACUAAGGUCGGACAUGUCAAAAGAAUACAAACUGGGAUCAAAGAUUUGCAAAAAGCAAUGAAUCAAUUCAACUGUUAACUACAAAUGCAAUUCUACGGAAAAAACUCAGUGAUGGAAAAGGUGUAAGAAUAUUGCAUACUGCUACAGGUUAUAUAACUGCUGCAUGAAAUAUUAUGUAUUGUCAGAUACAGUUUAUACCUUCAGAAAUUUGUAUGAAAACCUGCUUUGGCAAUGCCAAACAAAGAAAAAAAUUGUUUUGUAAGGGUGGGAUUACUGAAACUUUUGGGUACAAUCAUAUACAGAAAUUCAAAUGUUAAAUAAAUUUUCUUCAUUUUCAUAAAAGUGAAUAAGAAUUUUGUGAGUUCUGGGCUGGGGCUGUCACGCUGUAGAUCCAUAUUUUGCUAUUAAUACAUUUUUUUCCAAAAAUGAGUCUUCUUUGCCUGACCUUGCUUGAACAAUUCUUCCAUAGAAAAAUUAAUUUUGAUUCAACAGUAUAAAAAUUAUUUUAUCUGUAUUCAAUUAACAGUUUGCGAGUUGUAAACUCUUAUAUGAAGCAACAGUUUAUUAAAUUUCUUCCGGUUUGUGCAUUGACAUAAUAUUUCACAUUCUUCAAGAUCUCUCAUUCAAGUCUUGCAUUUUCCCAAUAUCGUUUUCUGGUUUGGUCUUCGCAAAUCGUUUCCAUUAUGUGCCUUAUGAGAUUUUGUUUUCUUAUUGUCCAGAAGGCUAAUCAACAUGAGAUUUUGAGCCAUUCCUUGGUGUACUUGUAUUUUUGUUUGUCAUUAUUGUUUCAUUGUCCGCUGACAAACACACUUUUUUGUUGUUGAAAAAUCGAUGCUCGUAAAACACACAAAUAGGUGCUAUUCAUUUAAUAUUGGAAAUGUAUAAAGCGUGAGAUUAAAAAUACAAAGAAAUUUAUAUAUCACACAAAAAUAUAUAUAUAUUCACUUGGAAAUAUUAUGUUAUUCUUUACAAUUUAAAAAGAGUUUUUGCCUAUGUGUCAAGCACUUCUUGUUUUGAUUGCAUUAUAGCUUAUGGUGUUUAAUCACAGUUGAUUUUGAUAUUUUCUCAAUUAAAUAGGAAUCAUGAAUGGUUUGAAAAUUAUUUUGUGUUUUUUCUACCUUUGACCAAAUUUAUAUCUGUUUCAACACCUUUUAUUAUGUUGUUUGAGCUGUUUUUUCUUUAUUUUGCUAGAGAUUGUAUUGAAAGUUUAGUAAUCAUGUAGCCUAUAUGUAUUGCAUUUUAAAUAUAUUGCGCUUUUUCAUAAAUGUUGUGUGUUGCUCUCUACAAUUGCAGUUUUGAUUUUUUUUUUUUGGUAUCAAAUCAGAUGUUUCCACCUGACAAAAAUCAUAUGCUGAAUCGUGCAUUUUUCGUAGUCUCUAUUUUGUCAUUUGCAUUGCUCCAUAGCUUAAAACAUACAUGAUUUGAAUGAAACCUGAAAUGGUUGAAAAAGGAUGCAGAUUGUUGAAAACUAUGACAGGGUUGCUCAAACAAUGGAAUAUUCAAAUACAUUCAAAAUUGUCUAUUUUGGAGAUUUUUGAACUCUUGGAAUAUUUCAACCUCUCUCAUAUUGUAUUCCUGUCCAUAUAAAAUGAAUUGUGCAAAUUUCUUUGUUGAAUGGUGGCAUACUAAGAUUAUAUUUGCAUAUUGUUGGAUUUGGCAAUCCUGUGUAAUGCAGAAAUUGUUUUUUACAUACGAAACAUUGAAUGAUUGUCCUUUGUAUGCAUUGUCCUGACUUAUUUUCGAUUAAUCUGUCGCGAAUGAAGAAAAACAAAACUGAUUCUGUUAUCGCUCUGAUUAUGUUAUACCUCAUAUUCGUUUGUUAACUUGAUUAUAAAUAGGGUUGAUAAGUCAGCUUAUAAAACACUAUAAGAAAAUACUUACAGUAAGCAAUAGUAAUUUUUGCUGUUGCCAUUUUCUUCAAUAAUGCAUUUCUUUUUCAAUUUAUCUAUUCUGUUUUGCCCAUAAAAUUUAUACCAGUUUAUUGCAAUGUUGAAAUACAUCUGUCUUGAAUGUUGCC
This is a messenger RNA of Styela clava, 6057 nucleotides long. RefSeq names its product diacylglycerol kinase delta-like. Gene Ontology annotation, biological process: phospholipase C-activating G protein-coupled receptor signaling pathway. Lineage: Eukaryota; Metazoa; Chordata; Ascidiacea; Stolidobranchia; Styelidae. The record is from RefSeq and is a predicted model, not a curated record. Gene Ontology annotation, molecular function: ATP-dependent diacylglycerol kinase activity; protein binding. Gene Ontology annotation, cellular component: plasma membrane.